Messenger RNA from Sitophilus oryzae (rice weevil), 3736 nucleotides. Its product is annotated as probable ATP-dependent RNA helicase DHX34. Gene Ontology annotation, molecular function: ATP binding; RNA binding. The record is from RefSeq and is a predicted model, not a curated record. Gene Ontology annotation, biological process: nuclear-transcribed mRNA catabolic process, nonsense-mediated decay. The transcript is spliced from 13 exons. Bases 255 to 3680 code for a protein of 1141 amino acids. Gene Ontology annotation, cellular component: intracellular anatomical structure. Lineage: Eukaryota; Metazoa; Arthropoda; Insecta; Coleoptera; Curculionidae.
AACUUUUCGAUUACACUGUAUAUAUAACGCGAAAAAAUCUUCUGUGGUUCAAAUGCAGUUUGACAUAUUUGACAUGUUGUUUUUGGUUAUGUUUUAUUUGUAUUUAGAAAAUUUUCAAAAUAAAACAAACAGAAGGAAUAUAGGAACAAUUACAUAGCCGAGAAAACUGCUUAAAUGUGAAUUAAAACACGAAAAUAUUCGAUCCCUUCUUGAGGUGUGAAUUUUCAAGACAAUUUACUACUUAUUAAGGAUAAAUGGAUCAUAGAAAUGAACAAAACAGUGGUCUGAAUAGAAAAAGUCAAUGGAAUAAGAACAGAAGAAGAUCUAGAAGUGAUUUUACUUACUCUAAAGAACAAAGUUACAGUAAAACUACCGAAAGUAAAUUUAAAAGUGUUGAGGAAUAUAAACGGGAGUUAACACGGUUUUUAGAAGAACAUGCUAAUAUAUCUCCACCUGAAGAAUUCUGGAUAUUCUACGAUAAAUACCAAAAUGCUCAAAAACUACGUACUUCUAACGAUACCGUUCAAAAUAAAGUACUAAAUAUUGAAUUUAAAGAAAAAAACAUUUUGUUUGAAAAGUUACCUGUGUUAGAUAGACAUGGUGAAAAGUUUAAUAUAUCAAGAAGCAGUUUUGAGCAGUUUUUAUUAAUUAUAAAGAUUUUCCAAGAUUUCCAACAGAAAACUAAGUUUUCCAAGUUAAAAAAAUUGAGAAACGCUCAGAACGACUUGCCAAUUGCUCAGUUUAAGGAAGAAAUAAUUGAUAAAAUACGAAAUCACAAGGUUGUGCUGAUUGCUGGCAAUACAGGGUGUGGAAAGUCAACCCAAGUACCGCAGUACAUUCUGGAAGCUGGUUAUGAGAGAAUAGUGUGCACCCAGCCAAGAAGGAUUGCCUGCAUUUCCCUGGCUAAACGUGUAGCUUAUGAAACUUUAACCGAUUUUAAAUCUACAGUGGGAUACCAAAUACGAUUCGAGAAAACUAAGAGAAGCGAUACAAACAUUAUUUUUAUGACUGAGGGGCUUUUACUCAGACAAGCAUCAGAGGAGGAAACUCUGAAUUCGUACAAUGUUAUAAUUUUGGAUGAGGUUCAUGAGAGGCAUCUGCACGGAGAUUUUUUAAUAGGUAUAAUGAAAUGUUUGUUGUACAAAAGAAAAGAUGUUAAAAUUGUACUGAUGUCGGCCACAAUUAAUAUAGAUCUUUUCAGUACGUAUUUCGAAAAAGACAACAUACAAAUCAUACAGGUUCCUGGUAGAUUGUUUCCUAUUGAAAUUAACUAUCAUCCCAUCAUAAAAGACCCGUUUGAAAAGAAAAGAGACAAGUUUGAUUGUACUCCAUACUUACAAAUACUACAGCUGAUUGAUGAAAAGUACUUGCCCCAUCAGAGGGGUGAUGUGUUAAUUUUUUUAAAUGGAUUUUCAGAAAUAUCAACUCUAGCAGAUGCUAUAAUAGAUUAUAGUGAGCAUAAGAAAAACUGGAUCGUAUUACCGUUGCAUAGCAGUUUGUCUUUAGAGGACCAGGACAAGAUAUUUGAUUAUCCUCCUGAGGGCGUAAGAAAAUGCAUUAUUUCUACAAAUAUUGCGGAAACAUCCAUUACAAUUGACGGAAUUAGAUUUGUUAUAGAUUCGGGAAAAUGCAAUAGAAUGGUGUAUAAUUCGAAUUUGGGGAUCAGUAAGUUGAGUGAAACGAACAUAUCUCAGGAUAGUGCCAAGCAAAGAUGUGGCAGGGCUGGACGUACAGGGCCUGGUAUUUGUUAUAGACUAUAUUCCGAAGAAGAUUUUCGAAAUUUUGUUCCAUUUACACCUGCAGAAAUUCACUUAGUCCCCCUUCAUUCACUUAUUUUGCAUAUGAUUUCCCUUGGACUGAGUGACAUCGAAAAAUUUCCGUUUUUAGAGAAACCCAGUCAAAAAGCCAUCGAAGAAAGCUUGGAGAAAUUGAAAUUUACAGGUGCUUUGAAUUUAUCUGACAAUUGUUUGGCUCUAACCCCGUUAGGAGAUGCCUUAAGUCAACUGCCAGUGGAACUACCAAUAGGAAAAAUGCUGAUACUCUCCACUGUGUUCGGAAACGUUAAUUCGGUUCUAGCUUUGGCAGCUCUUCUGAGCGUUCAGAGCCCGUUAACUCAGAACGCGUACAGGAAUUCUGAGGCUCAGAACUUGAGGAAACCCAUAGAGUCUAAUCAUGGUGAUCCAAUAAGUUUGUUAAAUUAUUAUAAGGAAUGGUUAUCUAUUAAGCAAAUAUCAACCCCGUCGCAUAAUUCUAGUCAAACAAAAACCGAAAAUACUAGAACGUGGAGUAGAAAAAGAUGUCUGGAAGAACAGCGGUUCUACGAAGCUACUAAGUUGCUGGAACAAUUUAGGGAUAUACUACAACAAGCUAAUUUAUUACCGAAAAUUGAAGAAGAACUAUCCAGUAGUGAAAGAAUGAUAAGACACGGCGAACUUAAGCAAUUAAAACAUAUUAAAUAUCAACUAAAGAACGAGACUAAAAACAGAGAAAGAACCCAGUUAAAAUAUGAAAUGUUUAAUUUUGGGGAGACCUCUGAUAAAUUGGAUGCCAAAACUGAUAUCAGAGACGUAGAAUUUCAUAUUUCAAAUGAUUUUAAGAGAUUACAAAACUUACUUAACGAGACGUCUGCUCAAAGUUACAAAGAUUUGAUGCUGUUAAAAAUAACAUUAACCAGUGGUUUCUAUCCACAAAUAGCUGUUGAAGAUGAACAUAACUCGUCUAAGACCGUUUCGGAAAAGUUAUACCACACGAAAAACAAAAAUUAUAUAUUUCUGAGACCCAUGAGUUAUUUUUGUACUAACAGUGAGAUACUGGAGCUGUCAAAUGAUGAAAUCGAAGUACCACCUUCAGGUUAUUUCAGUAAACGACCCAUCUCAAAAAAACACCAAAUUCUGGUCUAUCAAUCGAUUCUAGAAACAAAAAAAGUAUACCUAGUGAAUACCUUAAGAAUGCCCUGCAUCCAAACGUUGUUUCUAUUCGGAAAAACUAUAGUCACAAAUUCAACUUUAACAAAGUUUGUCGUUGAUGAUUUUUUAAGUAUAGACGCUCCAUAUUUUGGACAGGGAAAAAAUCUAUUGUUAAAGGCAUUAAAGUUGAGAAAAAAAUGGGAAGAAAAAUUGGAAGCAAAGUUAAGAGAUCCCAUGUUAAAACAAAGUGAUAAAGAAAAGGAGGAUAUAUUUUAUUUUAUUGAAGAUUUAACAAGCUAUAUGAACCUACAAAUUUCGUAUAACGUCAAAAGGUUACUUCCUGCUGACCUGAAAGACUUAUAUACAUUUUCUUCUGAGAAUUUUCUCAAUAUUGACAAACAAAAAAAUCCUUUUGAUAGAGAAUAUUCCAUGCAUCCUAACAUAAACAAAGGUGGAUUUAAUGUGACAAAUAAUAUAGUUUUUGACGGGUUAUUACCAGAAGAAUGGUCAGAUCGUCUUGAACAAGAAGUUUUUCUUACAGAACAUCCCUGUAAGCACUGUAACCAAACCUUUUCUAAUAAAUCUUUAUUUGAAACACUUCAACAUGAUGAAUUCUGUGAAUCAAAGUUGAUUGAUGUCAAGCAAGAGGUGAUUGAGGAAAGAAACACGGCUUUGAAAAGUAACUCUAAAAAAUGGUUUUGUCUUACAUGUAAUAAAGAAUAUGUUUUAACUCCUACAGAAGUAUUAAGGCACAAAAAAAGUUGUAAGCCUUAAAAAUAUUAGUAAUAUAUUUCUUCCAAUGUGUUUUACUUGUUUUAUUUACCUGUUGC